GCGCCCGCAGUGUGGAUCAGCUGGCCCGGGAUGGCAGCGUGGAUGUUAUCCCCGCACCGCCGGGUCCUAUGGCCCUGUUCCUCUCCGUCCUGCCCGCCCCAGUCCACCAUCCACACCCACUGCCCCGCAUGUGGGCAGGCGACGAGGGUCAUUUCCAGCCACGGCGUCUCUGUUCUCGCUCUCCGUCCGCAGGGCCUCCUCGGCCUCCUUCCGCUCUGCCAUGCGCGUCGCUGUAGUCCAGUUCGCACCCAAGAUCGGGCGAGUACAGGAGAAUCUCGAGACUGCUCAGACGCUAUGUGCGCAGUUGGCACCCCGUUCCGUCGACUUGGUAUGCCUGCCAGAGAUGAUCUUUACUGGAUACGUCUUCCCCGAUGCCAAGUCGAUUACCCCGCACUUGGAGGAACCGGGCACAGGGCCUACAUCCCGCUUCUGCGCUGAGCUAGCGAAACGACUGCGCUGUCAUGUAGCAGCCGGAUACCCCGAACGUCUUGCCCCGGAGGAGGCGAAGGCGAUACUGACACAAGAGCACGAAGGCAACGAGGUUCAGGCAGUUGGUGCCAACAGCGCCGUGCUCUACGGGCCCGACGGUCAACUAGUCGGCACCUACCGCAAGACCAGCCUCUUCACGACAGACAUGACCUGGGCCGUCCCAGGAACCGGCUUCGUCACAUUCGACCUCCCCCCUCCGUUGGGCACCGUCACCCUCGCGAUCUGCAUGGAUCUCAAUCCUUUCCCGCCAUUCCAGUGGAACCUGGACGAGGGGCCCUACGAGCUCGCGACACACUGCAUCGACACGAGGUCCAACCUCCUCAUCCUGUUGAAUGCUUGGCUGGACUCGGGCAACGAGGAGGACGAAGACAUGGACUGGCAAACGAUGAACUACUGGGCCGCGCGAUUGCGGCCGCUGUGGGUCAAGCCGCUCCUCAAUGGGCACGGUGACCACACGAGAGACAGCCACGCGCAACCUGGCGAAGAUACCGUCGUCAUUGUGUGCAAUCGCUGCGGCGAAGAGAACGACAAGACAUUCGCAGGCUCGUCGUCGCUCUUCAGCAUGAGACGACACUCCGGGAAGCCAAAGCUUCUAGCGGCCAUGGGCCGACAAGAGGAAGGGGUCGCCGUUUGGACGGUCCCGGGUCGCUAGCACAAAACCAAACAUACCACCGAUUUCGUUCCGUCAUUAGAGGGGCUAUGUAUAUACACGCAGUACUAUACAAACUAUGGGGGAAUGUGCAGGGUUCCAGUCCGAAUCU
Rhodofomes roseus is the source of this 1250-nucleotide messenger RNA. Its product is annotated as carbon-nitrogen hydrolase. Gene Ontology annotation, molecular function: protein-N-terminal glutamine amidohydrolase activity; protein-N-terminal asparagine amidohydrolase activity. Gene Ontology annotation, biological process: protein catabolic process. The coding region runs from base 221 to 1141 and encodes 306 amino acids. The record is from RefSeq and is a predicted model, not a curated record. The transcript has 6 exons. NCBI's taxonomy places the organism in Eukaryota, Fungi, Basidiomycota, Agaricomycetes, Polyporales, Fomitopsidaceae.